Molecule: messenger RNA, 906 nt
Organism: Tuber melanosporum (Perigord truffle)
Lineage: Eukaryota; Fungi; Ascomycota; Pezizomycetes; Pezizales; Tuberaceae
Exons: 1
Coding region: 265-615 (116 amino acids)
Source: RefSeq, a predicted model, not a curated record
UCAUAAUCGCCGUGUUGUGUCUUUUUACACACACACAUGCCGGUCUUGGUACCGGAUUUGGAGCUAGAGUUGAUAACCGGUAUCCACGAGGGCAGGGUCGAGGAAGAAGUGCGAAGUGAAAGAAAGAAAGAAGAAAGAAAGGCGGGGAGGCGAUUGACAAUACCUAAAUAACUUCUCCUUCUCCUCUUUCUUCACAUUCAUCUUUGUCGGGUUACCAUUUUUCCUCCAAAGACAACGAUAACGAACCGCCUACGGUAACCCAUCAUGCCCACCGCCACCUCUCCUCCACUCUACUUAAACCCCCGAUGGACAACCUCACUACCCCCGCAAACAACCACUUUUACCCUCCUCCUCCUCGACACCACCAUUCCACCCAUCCUUUCUCCCACCACUUCCUAUCCUUCGCAGUCGAACCCAUAUUCCCCGCCAACAACUUAUGCCUACACCACCCCUUCCUCCUCCUUAUCCUCCAGCGUGGGCAUGAUACUCGGAAUAUCGCUCGGUGCGGUGAUGCUUGGCAGCGGUGUCGGGGUGUGGGUCUGGUGGGUUAGGAGGCGGAGGAAGGGGUAUGGGGCUUUGGAGAAGGAGGGGGAGGGGGAGGGGGAGCUUUUCUGAUUGUAAUAUAGAAAUAGAUGGAUAAGAGGAGGGGUAUAUAUUGGGAUUGAGACUGUAAAUUCUCAACUUGGCGGAAAGAAUACCGUCAGGUCUUGUUUUUUUUUUUUUUGGAGUUUGGAGUUUGGGAUUUCAUACAUAAUUCAUCACUCGUGGGGGGUCGGUUUGUUCUGGAUUGUCGGUAUCAUUCACAUCUGUCAGAAUGAAAUGGUAGGGGGGAUGCGAGUAUUAAAACCAUACUAACAUAACAUAUCACACCAUAAUAAAUGCUUUGGAAUAAAAAAAGGAAAAAAA